CUUAUGCAUUGGGAGAAUACAUAACAUACCUCCGGGAUCGGGCGAGUGUUGGUACUUAAGGAUACUACUCAAUAAAGCUAAAGGAUGUCAGUCUUUUGAAGAUGUUCGCACCGUGGAUGGUGUCGUAUACCCGACAUACAAAGAUGCCUGCCACGCACUAGGUAUUAUAGAUGACGAUCAAGAAUUUGUUGAAGCACUCGAAGAAGUGAACAAAUGGGGAACUGCAUCAUACUUAAGAACAUUAUUUGCUACUUUUCUGCUUAUAAAGAAUCUGCAUUCUCCAUUGCACGUGUGGACCAAUUGUUGGAAGCUUCUUGCAGAUGAUUUCUUGCAUGGUCCAGGAAAUCCAAAUAUAACGUACAUUGUCUCAGAGAGCGAGGCUCAAGACAAGGCACUUCAAAGGAUCGAAGAGAUUCUAAAGCGUAAUGGAAGAACAUUGGCUGACUUUGAAGGGAUGCCUGUCGUAGAACAUAUAGAUGAUGGACGAGUAGUUGACGCAUUGGU
Cuscuta europaea is the source of this 504-nucleotide messenger RNA. The record is from the annotation of a GenBank genome assembly. Lineage: Eukaryota; Viridiplantae; Streptophyta; Magnoliopsida; Solanales; Convolvulaceae.